UAACUUUUACCCGACCCAAAAUAUUUGUAGUAGCAAAACUUAUCGGAUUCCGCGGCUUUAGAGGAAAAACGCGAAGAAUAGAGGCGAGUGGUAGGUUUUAUUCUUUUUGUGCCGUUACUUAGCCCAAGCCAGCCGGACUGGAAACAGCGAAACUGCCGUUAGGGUUUCUGCUUUUGAAACACGCAAACAUGGCGUCGUUCGGCUCCCUCAAAUCUGCAAUAUUCGAUAGAGAAGAGAAGAAACGGCAGUACCAAGCUCACAUUCGCGGCCUCAACGCCUACGAUCGCCACAAGAAAUUCUUGAACGAUUACGUUUGCUUCUAUGGAAAAGAAAAAUCUACAGACGUGAAGUUGCCGGUUAAAACUGAUCAUGAUACCCUGAGGGAGGGAUAUCGCUUCAUACGGUCAGAGGAAGAUGAUGUGAAUCCAUCCUGGGAACAGAGGCUGGUGAAGAGAUACUAUGAUAAGCUUUUUAAAGAAUAUUGCAUAGCUGACAUGUCACAAUGUAAGAGUGGUAAGAUUGGUUUGAGGUGGAGGACAGAGAAGGAAGUUAUAUCUGGUAAAGGACAGUUCAUAUGUGGUAAUAAGCACUGCAACAAGAAAGAUGAUUUAGCAAGCUAUGAGGUAAACUUUUCCUAUUUUGAGGCUGGAGAAAAUAAGCAAGCCCUUGUGAAGUUGGUAGUUUGUGAAAAAUGCGCUGAGAAGCUUCAUUACAAAAAACGGAAGGAGGAGGAACUAGAGAGAAAACAGAAAAAGGAGUACAAAAGGAAAAGGGAUCUGUCAAAAGAUGCAGAUGACACAGACGAGGGGAGUGAGAGGAGCAAAGUGAAGAGAAAAGGUAAAUGGGCUUCAUCUUCAGCUGUCAAUCAUGAAAGUGAUGAUGAUGAUGAAGACUUUGAUAAGUACCUUGAGGGCAUGUUUCCAUGAUAGUAGUUGACAUUCAGGUAAUGUGGCAGCGAGAUGCUGAAACUUGUAAAAUUCUCUAUGUUUUGCUACUGAGCCUGUAAGUUGUACUGAUCAAAAUGGUUAUAAUAAGCCUGUCUGAAGAAUGCUAAAUUGUCGGAACUAGCUUGUAUAUGCAACAAUUCUAAAGUAGGAAAGAUUGUUGUGUAUGAUACGUAUUUUGUCAGAUGAACUUUUACUGGGUGUGCAACAUGUUUGUUGGGGAAUGUAGAUGUUUCUGAGUGUCUUUAAAUUUAGAUGUAAACGCACUCUUGGUUUUCAUUAUGCGCAAAUGAAGAUGUUUGGUUUAGUUUGUUGCCUUAAUAAAAAAAAAAUUUAAAACAAAAGAGAAAAGUUCAACUACAGAAAUAUAUUUGAGAAUUUUUCAUGUCCUUAAACUUUAGUAACAGCUUAUUUUGGAUACGAUGAUUUAGGAUUUAGAGAAUGAGGUUAAUGAGCUUCUACUUUUAGUGUAAAAUUUGGGCCCAAGGUGAACGUGUUGAGCUACUAACGCUAUGUUUGGGUUGAGGGAAAGGGAAGGAAAGGGA
Molecule: messenger RNA, 1489 nt
Organism: Durio zibethinus
Lineage: Eukaryota; Viridiplantae; Streptophyta; Magnoliopsida; Malvales; Malvaceae
Product: folate-sensitive fragile site protein
Biological process (GO): dephosphorylation
Molecular function (GO): phosphatase activity
Source: RefSeq, a predicted model, not a curated record